GAAUAGAAAAUCUUUUGCGUUUCCGGUUUCGACGAAUUCGCGAUUUGGAAAGUCGUUCUCCGGUUGUGUGUUCCACAUGUUUUCCGUCAUGGAUCCCAACGAGGAAGCUGCGGAAAGUGAUUCUUCGGAUUCUUCUUGGUCGAGAGACCUACCGUCUACGCCAAAACGCUGGUUCAAGAAGCACAAGAGCGGCCACAUCUUGAACAGCGGCCAACGAGAGCUCCUUCUGAACAUGUACGUUCGGAUGCGGCAUACGGAGCCCGACCUCGACGUGAUUGAGGCCUGCAAGGCAGUCAGCAAACUGGCAGGUGUCAGCGUGUCCAGUGUGCUUGCAAUCAAGAAGGAGGCAAGUGCGAAUGAUGGGCAACUCGCGUCACCCUCUCGGAAGCGCCCAACAAAUGCAGGCAAGAAGCGGCGUACUGCCAAGUACGGUGACCUCGUGCUGUGUGCCUUAAGAUCGUGUGUGCAUCGGUUUUUUCGCCGGAACGAGAUGCCCACGGUUGAAAAGAUAGCAGCCGAGUUCCGCACAAGCCCAGAACUCCCCUCGCUGCAGGCGUGGACCGUGCGUCGUCUCCUUCUUGACAUCGGCUUCAGGCGAGAAAGGAGGGCUCGAAACUCGCUCAUGGUCGAGCGAGACGACAUCGUCGCUUGGCAGCAGACGUACUUGCGGGACAUCACGCGUCACAGGCAAGAGGGCCGCCAGAUUUUUUACCUCGACGAGACGUGGGUGACGGCCGGGCACACUGCCUCGACGGUGUGGGUGGACAGCACUGUGACCUCGUCCCACGACGCCUUCAUGCGAGGUCUCACAACGGGCCUGAAGCAGCCGUCGGGGAAGGGCCAGCGCCUCAUCGUUACGCAUAUCGGCAGCGAAGAUGGAUUUGUCCCUGGGUGCCUGGACGUCUUCCGCGGCAAAAAAACCGGCGACUACCACGAGGAAAUGGACGGCCCUCGGUUCGAAAAGUGGUUCGACGAUGUCCUCCAAAAACUGCCGACGGGGAGUGUCAUCGUAAUGGACAAUGCCCCGUACCAUUCCCGGCGGUUAGAGGCGGUGCCGACGACCAGUUCCCGGAAGGAGCUCAUCCAGGGCUGGCUCACGUCGAAAGGUAUUGCUUGGGACGCCAAGAUGCUGAAGAGGCAGCUCCUUGAGAUCGUGUCGUCGGUCAAGCCGCAGUACGUGAAGUACCGUGUGGACACUGCUGCAGAAAGGGCUGGUUGCACAGUGGUCAGGCUUCCACCCUACCACUGUGAGUUCAACCCAAUUGAACUCAUCUGGGCACAGAUCAAGAAUCGCGUCGCAGCCCGAAACACAAUGUUCAAGAUUGGCGACGUUGAGAGACUCCUCAAAGAAGAAGCUGAGCAGGUCACGGCUAGUAACUGGUGCAACGCUGUGAGGCAUGUCGUCGAAGUGGAAGAAAGCUUCAAACAAGGAGGAACGACAAGUGCUCACAUCGAGCCAAUCGUCAUCGCUCUUAAUGAAGGUGACACUUCUUCUGAGAGUGACAUGUCCAGUGUGGGGCCCCUCGACGACCCUAGAUGUCAACAUCAAGGGGGAUCAACCCUAAAAACAAAACGGUCCUUUUAA
Messenger RNA from Ixodes scapularis (black-legged tick), 1585 nucleotides. RefSeq lists its product as uncharacterized. Gene Ontology annotation, molecular function: nucleic acid binding. The record is from RefSeq and is a predicted model, not a curated record. The coding region runs from base 77 to 1585 and encodes 502 amino acids. The transcript has a single exon. Lineage: Eukaryota; Metazoa; Arthropoda; Arachnida; Ixodida; Ixodidae.